AUGGAUGGCCGCGACUUCGCGCCGCCGCAGCAUCUCCUGUCGGACCGCGGCAGCCUGGGACACCGCGGAGCGGCCGCGCAGCCCCCGGCGCACUUCCAGCCGGGGAAGUACUUCCCGUCGCCGCUGCCCAUGGCUUCGCACACAGCUGGCAGCCGUCUGAUGGGAAGCUCGUCGGCGUCCUCGUUCAUGGGCGGCUUCCUCACCGGCAGCUUGGGCGCCACGGCCUCCACGCACGCCAGCGGCCCCACCUCGUCCCCCCCGGAGCAAGCCUACCGUGGCCCCCACCCCACGCCCUCCCAGAUCUGGUUCUCCCACCCCCACGAAGCCCCAGGGUACCCCAGGUUCUCGGGGAGUCUGGCGUCUUCCUUCCUGCCCGUGAGCCACUUGGAUCACCAUGGAAACAGCAACGUUCUCUAUGGGCAGCACCGUUUCUAUGGAACCCAAAAAGAUAACUUCUACCUGCGCAACCUGCCCCCCCAGCCCACGCUCCUGCCUGCCAACCACAGCUUUCCUGGCAUGGCCCGGGCUGCGCCCACCGCCCAUCACGUUGGCUCCUGCAGCCGGGACCGGGGCGAGACCGGCUCUCUGCCGAAGGCCCCCAAGGAGUUCGACCGCUUCCUCGUCGGCAAAGACAAGGCCAGCCAGGCAGCGGAGAGCAAGGACGAGGACGGCGGCAAGGAGCGGCACAAGCUGGUGUUGCCCGUGCCAGCCGACGGGCACUGCAAGGAGGGCAGCACGAUGCCCCGUGGGGCCUGUGAGGGCCGCCCCAAGCACCUCGCCUCCUGCCUGCUGAAAGCCAAGGUGCUCAACGGCGAGGGAAGCACGGCCGCGCUGCUCAACUGCGCAGCAGGGGCUGUGCUGGGACGGCCAGGCGCAGGCGCUGCGCCUUCAGGACGCUGUGCCAAGGAGGCAGCGCUGGCGGGUCCCACCGAGCCAGGGCCCGCCUUCAGCGAGUGCCUGGAGCGCCGGCAGAUGCUACACCAUGCUGUGUCCUACACGGUGCCCUCUGGCCUGCCCACCGGGCCAGCACCUCCCCUCAGCACGGCUGCUGCGGGUUCUUUCCCCUGCCUCCAGUUGCACGCUGGCCCAGACGGGCUCUGCCCUCUGCAGGACAAGGCCUCCCGGGACCUGAAGGCCAGUGGGCCCACCUUCGUGCCUUCCGUAGGACAUCUGACUGACAAGAGCCGCCCCUUCCAAGCUGCUGAGGCCUGUGCCAUGGCCGGCGAGGGCAAGGACCGGCGCCUGGAGGGCACGAUGGCCCCUGACCACACCACAACAUACGGGGUCUCCUACGCCCACCUGAAGGCCGAGGGCAAGGGGGAAAGGCGGCCUGGGGGAUUCGAGACCACCCUCAACCCGCGGCUAAAGGGUCUGGAGUACCUUGGCGCAGGGGUCCCCGAGGCGGCCUUUCCUGGGCUCCCUAAGGGUGGGCAGGACAAGAGCGGCUACUUCGAGUGGCCCGCCCCCUCGCAGGACUGCGCCAGGUCCAGUCACCAGGACCCGCUGGGCGGGAAGGCUGCCCAGGCCUGCUGCACUUUAGACAAGGUAGCCAAGGAGGCCCCUGCCGGGGUCCAGAAGGUAGCCCGGAUCCGGCACCAGCAGCACUUGGGAGCCCCCGAGGUAGAGCCGACGGCUGCUGGCUGUGAGGCCAAGCGCAGGUCCCUGGAGCUGGCUUCGCUGGGCUACGGCGGCCCCCACCUGCCCCCAUGGGGCGUGCAGGCCGCUCAGGGCCCUGCUGUGGCGGUCGGCGAGGAGCGCAAGGGUGGAGCCUACCUGGACCCCUUCGGCAGUGGCCUGCAACAGGCUGCCCUCCUGCCCCAGGAGUUGCCCGCCCCCGCAGACGAGGUCUCAGCCAUGAAGAACCUGCUCCAGUAUAGCAGCCAGGCCCUAGCCGUGGGCCAGAAGGCUCCCUUCGUAGGCCUGGGGGCCCUCAAGGCCAGCUGUGUCCAGCAGGAGGCCAAGUUCCCAGCCUCCAAAGGCUCUGGCCCGGCCGACAGGCCCGACUGUGCCCGCAGCCGGGAGCACGACACCACGCAUGGCGACGGGGAGGUGCGGCAGCCCCCGGUGGGCAUUGCUGUGGCCCUGGCCCGGCAGAAGGACACAGCUGGCCGAUCCGAGUCAGCCUACAGCACCAACGCUGGGAGGCAAGGCCGGGCUGCUCCUGGCUUCAAAGCCGGUGGUGGACCCCGUACAACACACACGCUAGACCUGGAAGCCGAGGAGGAGAGAGCACGGCUGAGUGAUGACCGCCUGGGGCUGGCCAGCCGUGAACUACUGCAGGACAGCAAAGACCUCGUGGAAUUCGCCCGGAUCCACCCCUCCAGCAGCUGCCCCGGGGACCUGGCCCCACACCUCCUGAUGCAAAGCGGCCAGCUGAGUGGGGACCCAGCCCCCCACCCCCACCCUGCACACCCACCCUGGCUGCCCCGUACCCGCAGUCCCUCCCUGUGGAUGGGAGGACACUCCUACGGCCUGGGGCACCCUGCCCUGCAUCAGAACCUGCCACCUGGCUUUCCUGCCUCCGUGCCCGGCUCGAUGCCCUCUGUGUUCCCCCUUUCCCAGGACACCGCCGCACAGCUGGUCCUCCUACCCUCCGAGCCCACGCCCCACACCGCGCCUCACACACUUGCCGACGUCAUGGACCAGGCCUCGUUGUGGCCCCCCAUGUACGGGGGCCGUGGCCCCACAUCGCACAUGCAGCCGCCAGGCCAGCUGCCCGUCUACUCGAGGUCCCAGCUGCUGCGGCAGCAGAGGGCGGCACAGGCACUGGAGCUGCCGCGGGCCUCGCAAUUCCAGCGCAAGCCAGAAGAUCAGCAGCACCCGGAGCCUGAGGGGCCGCCCCCAGAGAAGGCCCUCACGUCCACCCACAAGCCAGUUGCCUUAACCCCCGCGGCCAAGGGCGCCUCCUCGCCCGCCACCUCCGCAGGCCCGGUCAAGUUGUCGCCCUGCUGCCACUCGCCCACCAUGAAGCCCCCUGCUGGCUGCCCCACCCCACCCCCACGACCUGCUGCCCCGUGCACUUUAUCUGUCUGCCCGGCCGGCAGCCCUGGGCCCAGCUCCCAGGUGCCUGGUGCCAAGGAUAGGAGUAGCAGCAGUCAGCAGCCUGGGAUGGACCUCACCACUUUGGAGCCAGGUAACCGUGGCAUGGAGUUGGGUGAGGAAGGACUUUCCUCCCCCCGUCCCUGUGGCAAGGAUCCUGGGGCAGGCUUCCUCUGCCCCCUGACCGCCUCUUCCUUUACAGACCUGCCUCCUGGAUGUGUGCACCCUCCAACCAGCACAGGCUUUGCCACCCUGCCCACAGACACGCUCGCUUCUGACCUCGCAGACCCCAAAACUAUGCAAACUCGGGCCCCACCCGAGCCACCACCACUGGCUUCCUGCUGUCCCAGGAGCCUGGAGGAACCUGGACUGUGCUCGGGGGCCAAGGAGACCACCCAGGACCUCACCACCCCCUGUCCCGCCGAGCGGGGCACCCCGGGGAAGGCAGCAGACCCCAGCCCACUCAAGGGGCUGCCAGAACUGCAGGGCGGAGCCCUCCUCAAAGGAGGAGGCCCAGAGGCUGCUGGCCAGGUCCUUUCUACUCAGGGAGAGGCACGGGAGGAUCAGCCUGUGGAGCAGGUGUGGGAGGAAGGCCCACGGGGACCUGCGCCUGAUGCCCACGCCCCGGAAUCACAGGCGGUCAGCCCGAGCCCCCUGGAAGAUGAGGGGGCACCCCCAGCCCCUGAGGAGACUGAGCUGGAGGAAGGAAGCAUGGAGGACUCGGAGGAGGACUGGAGGACACCUCCUGAUAGCAGCCACUCACCCAGGGCACUUCCCGGCCUGGACGCCCUGGUGGCUGCCACCAUCAACCUGGGGGACCUGCCCAGCGUGGACCUGUCAGUCACUCAGCCCCGUGGCUCAGGGAUGCCCGGCAUUGCCCUGCUCAGCGAGCUGGCAGAGCUGGAGACCCAGCGGCAGCAGAGUGAGCAGGCUGUGCAAGGGGAGCAGGAAGACGUGCUGACCUUCAACCUCCGACACCUGGCCACACUGGCCACAGCCUGGUCUCUGGUGGAGGCCGCUGACCUGGACAGCCUGGCCGCCUCAGCCCCGCCUCCAGCCACUGACCCCAGGAGCAGCCCCAGGCUGACCGCUCGCAUGCAGAUCCUGCGACGCAAGGACACCUGGACCCCCAAGCCCAAGCCUGUGUGUCCCCUGAAGGUCGCUAUUGAGCAGCUAGACACCCAGGAGGUGGAGCUGCGCGUGCGGCUGGCCGAGCUGCAGCGGCGCUACAAGGAGAAGCAGCGGGAGCUGGCGCGGCUGCAGCGCAGGCACGACCAUGAGAGGGAUGAGAGCUCCCGGAGCCCUGCACGACGGGGGCCUGGCCGGCCCAGGAAGCGCAGACACUCCAGCUCACUGCCCGCUCUGCGUCCUGGGGGCCAGCUGGCCAGGGGUGACAGCAAGAAAGUCAAGGCGGUGCGGGCCAGCCUGAGCCUGCUGUGUGCCGAACUGCGAGGUGCAGGAGAGCCCCCCAAGAAACGGAGCAGACUGGAGAAGAGCAUGUACACCGGCUUGCAGGCUGCGGACAAGGUGCGGUGCAGGAAGCACAGCGGCCAGGGGGAGCUGGCCUCGGCGGUGGCCCACCAGGUGUCCCAGCUGAGGCCGAAGGUCAGAAGCCAGGGACUGCCUGCCGGGCUGGGUCCCUUCCCACGAAAGGAGGCCACCCCAGGGAGGCGCAUCCGCACAAAGCUCUCCCGAGCUAAGAAGGCCACGGCGCCCGGAGCCUCCCGGCACCCACAGCCCGGCGGAGACGUGCCCAAGUUUCCAGCCCAGCCAGAGGCAGGCAACGGCUACGACAGCGAGGAUGACCGAGCCACUGUGCCUGAGCCUGGGAUGCUGCUGCACGCAGGGGCCAGCGUGGCGGUCCUGGGGCCGUCCCCCUCCUCUGUGGUCAAGAUGGAAGCCAACCAGAAGGCCAAGAAAAAGAAGGAGAGACAGGGCCUGCUAGGGCCCUGCCACCUAUCCAGCCCUGAGGGUGAGGUCAAGAUCAAGAGAAGGACCAGCAAAGUCAAGGUGGGUGCCAAGCUGGAGCGGGCGGCAGGCCGGAGGCUCUCAGGUGCCUCCGGCAAGAAGAGAGCUAAGAACAAGGCCAGAGCCAGCCUGCGGGCGGAGCCAGGGGCCACCCCUGGCAGGGAUGUGCUGUUUGGACCCGCACGGGCCUUCCCCUGCCGCGCCGAGGGCAACAAGCUGGCCAGCGAGCGCCUCAAGAGGGCAACACGCAAGAGUGCAGUGCUGCCAGCCGCCCUGCGGCGGAAGAAAGGAGCACUGUCCAUCACCCUGUCAGCCCGCAACGCCAAGGCCGUCCUGGGGAAGGGCAGGAAACCAGGCAAGGUGAAGACCACCGGCAAGCAGGGCCAGGGCUGCGCGGUGAACCGGCUGCUGGAGAGCUUUGCUAGCCAGGGUGAGUUGGAGAUGGAUGACAACAGCAGCUUUGAGGAUGAGGACGAAGAGGAAGAGGAAGAAGGAGCAGGGUCGGCCAGGGGGGCUCUGAGUGUGGAGCAGAGUGCAACCCUGGCGCGCUCCUGCACCAUCCACAAGGAGGAUCUGCAGGAUGGGCUCCCGGUGCUCAUCCCCAAGGAGGACAGCCUGCUGUACGCGGGCAGCGUGAGGACGCUGCACCCACCAGACAUCUACAGCAUCGUCAUUGAGGGCGAGAGAGGCAACCGCCAGCGCAUUUACUCGCUGGAGCAGCUGCUGCAGGAGGCGGUGCUCGACGUCCGACCACAGUCCAGCCGCUACCUCCCGCCUGGCACCCGGGUCUGUGCCUACUGGAGCCAGAAGUCUCGGUGCCUGUACCCUGGCAACGUGAUCCGAGGAGCCUCGAGCGACGAGGAGGAGGACCCGGACUCGGUGGUGGUGGAGUUCGAUGACGGUGACACGGGCCACAUUGCCGUUUCCAACAUCAGGCUGCUGCCCCCCGACUUCAAGAUCCAGUGCACGGAACCCUCUCCAGCCCUGCUGGUGUCCACCAACUGCCGCAGGACCAAGAAGGCAUCCAGCGAGGCCCCCUUGCCCAGUGAAGCCCCCACCCCCAGCCUGUCGCCCAAAGUGCAGGACAGCUCCGAGUCCAAGACCCCUGGGAAGAAAUCUGUUGGCAAGGACAAGACUGGUACCUGCCGGGACCGGCAAGGGGGUCGCAAAGCCCCACCAGGGGCCUCGGACCACUUCCUGGGACGCCGCUGCAGCCCCCUGCUGAGCUGGUCGGCCGUGACACAGAGCAAGCGGAAGGUGGCUGCUGGCAAAGGCCCCGGGCUGCUGCAGAACCUCUUUCAGCUCAACGGCAGCGCCAGGAGGCUGCGGGCCCGUGAGGCCCUGUUCCCGGUGCACAGCGUGUCCGCGCCGGUCUUCGGCAACGGCUUCCGCGCCGACUCCUUCAGCAGCCUGGCCAACUCCUAUGCACCCUUCCUGGGCAGUGGGGCAGGCCCCGGGCUGCCCGGGGGAGCCCACAGGCUGCUGCGGGCCAAAAAGGCAGAGCGGGCGGAGGCUGAGCGGGCUGGCGGGCGGCGGCGGGCGAGCGGCGAGUUCCUGGUCAAGCUGGACCACGAGGGUGUCACCUCCCCUAAGAACAAGAACUGCAAGGCACUGCUGGUGGGUGACAAAGACUUUGGCCCCAAGCUGGCACGGCCUCUGCCCAGCCCCAGCUAUGCACACCCGGCCCUGGCGGGCAAGGACAAGAAGGGCCGGGCACCUGUCCACUCGCUGCCUGUGGGGCUGGCACUGCGCAAGUACACGGGCCAGGCUGAGUUCUCCCUGCCCUGUGACAGCGAUUGCCACAGCUCCUACUCGGACGACGAUGACGACAGUCCGGGACUGGCGGCCGGCGUGCCACCCCGCUUCCUUACCCGCCUGCCCACCUCCUCCUCCUCGUCCGCCUCGUCCACCUCCUCCUCCUCGGGUUCCGUGUCCACGUCCAGCCUCUGCUCCUCCGAUAACGAGGACUCAUCCUACAGCUCGGACGACGAGGACCCGGCCCUGCUGCUGCAGACCCGCCUGGCCCAGCCGGUGCCCGCCCUGCUGGCGCCACCCGAGGCCCUGCACUCCAAGGGAGGCGGCCCCCACACCCACGCGCCCCGCUGCUUCCUAUCCAGGGCAGCGGUGGCCAGCAUGGGCGCUGGCACAGGACCCAGCAGUGGCAGGAACAAGCUCAAACGCAAGGAGACCCUGGGCUUCUCCAAAGCCAAGGAGCUCUCUCGGAGGCAGCGGCUGCCGUCCACCGAGAGCCGGCCAAAGAUGGCAGCCUUCCUGCCCGCCCGGCAGCUGUGGGAGUGGUCAGGAAACCCCACGCAGAGGCGUGGCGUGAAAGGGAAGGCCAGGAAGCUGUUCUACAAGGCCAUCGUCCGAGGCAGCGAGACCCUCCGUGUCGGGGACUGCGCCGUGUUCCUGUCGGCUGGGAGGCCCAACCUGCCCUACGUCGGCCGCAUCGAGAGCAUGUGGGAGUCGUGGGGCAGCAACAUGGUGGUGCGCGUCAGGUGGUUUUACCACCCCGAGGAGACCUCGCUGGGGAAGCGGCAGAGUGACGGCAAGAACGCGCUGUACCAGUCCCACCAUGAGGACGAGAACGACGUGCAGACCAUCUCCCACAAGUGCCAGGUGGUGAGCCGCGAGCAGUACCAGCAGCUGAGCGACGGCCGGCGCGGCCAGGACCGGCACGACCUCUACUACCUGGCCGGCACUUACGACCCCACCACAGGACGCCUGGUGACCGCCGAGGGCGUGCCAGUGCUCUGCUGA
This is a messenger RNA of Ochotona curzoniae (black-lipped pika), 7767 nucleotides long. RefSeq names its product BAH domain and coiled-coil containing 1 (gene BAHCC1). The record is from RefSeq and is a predicted model, not a curated record. Gene Ontology annotation, molecular function: chromatin binding. Lineage: Eukaryota; Metazoa; Chordata; Mammalia; Lagomorpha; Ochotonidae. The coding region runs from base 1 to 7767 and encodes 2588 amino acids. The transcript is spliced from 28 exons.